GUGUGGAAGGAUUCGGGGAGUUAGUGCGAUAGAUUCGCGAUGUGGCGGUGGUGGUGUCUGUUGGUGGUGCUUGUGGUGGUGUGGUCGGCGCCGGCGGAGGCGGUGGUGGGGGGGCAGCCGGCCGCGCCGCCGGAGCCUGACGCAGCCGUGGUCUUUGUCCAGAAGCAUGGCCUCAGCGCCCGCCUUGAAGGACUGAAGGACGAACGCCUGGGAUACUACAGCUUCUUUGGAAUAAGAUAUGCAGAACCUCCAGUGGGCCAGCGAAGGUUUCAAAGGCCGGUUCGUCGGUACUUGGGCGGCGAUGUUGCAGCUAAGCUGGGUUGUAUGCCGUGCCCGCAACCUAACCCUCGUAAUCCGAACAUGAUCAUUGGGCAUGAGGACUGCCUCUGCGUCAAUGUCUUUGCUCCCAAAAUGCCUGGUGAAGAGCAAGGAAGUCCUGUUGUUUUCUUCAUACACGGAGGUAAUUAUAGAGGAGGGUCAUCAUCGCCAUAUGGUGGUCAACACUUGACACAAAAGGACACAAUCCUAGUGACAGCUCAGUACAGGUUGGGAUCACUUGGCUACUUCAGUACUGCUGAGAGAGAUGCUUCGGGUAAUGCUGGUUUGUUCGACUUACGAUCCGCCAUGAUCUGGAUCAAAGACUACAUCGAGUUCUUCGGCGGCGAUCCAACGCGUGUUGUCGUGAUGGGCCAGGGAUCUGGUGGCAGUGCAGCGUCGCUUAUGGCUCUGUCCAACGAGGGGCGGAGUGCCACGGGGGUCGCGGCUUUGUCGGGCGCUCCACUGUCCCCUGGCGCGGUCAAACCUGACCCAGCCAAGUACGCCAAGGAACUAGCGAAAAGAACUGGCUGUCCAGAUGACCCUGCAGAAAGACUGAUCAGGUGCUUGAGGGAACUACCUAUGGAGAAGAUAGUUAAGGCGGAUUCGGAAAUGUCAAUGGACAAUGUAGACACCAAGCAAUUCUUAGACGAAAUAUCCGGACGUUCAGGUAACGGAGCCCGAGUGGAGGGCGAGGAUGACCUGCGGGCGCUGCCGCCGCUGGUGGCGGAGGCGCCGGCGGAGUCGCUCGCCAAGAAGAAGCAGCGAGUGCCACUGCUCACAGGAGUCACCUCAGCCGAGACUUCUCGCGCUGUCUUCGGAAAAUACAAUAAAUUCCUGACCACGCAGCUGACGGAAGUGAAAGACUUUAUAAAGCAGGAGUUGAUAGCUGGUCUGAAGGACGUGGUGACGGGAGUGCGCGGGCUGGUGGCCAUACCGGCGGAGACGCUGAAGCAGGUGCUGCCGCUACCAGACUACUACCAGGCCGUGUUCGACAGCUCGCUGAACGCCAUCGAUGGACUCGAUGAGAUUGCUGAAGCUACAGGGGACGCGCUGUUCAACUUCCCGGCGUACCAGAGCGUGCGCGAGUGGAGCGCCGGCGCAGACAGCCCCGCCUACCUCUACAGCUUCGAGCAUCUAGGGAAUCUGACCAGGGGUUCGCACUUCGUGCCUGGACUUGCACUCACUUCAGAACUCGAUGAUGCUAAAAUGGAAGGGAAGACAGCCAAAGGUCCCGCGCACGGGGACGAGCUGGCUUAUAUCUUCGAACCCCUAGACGACCAGGGCAAGUCUCUAGGGGGCGAAGUCUCCAGUACUGACGCAAGGGUCCGGGAGAACUUCGUCGGCCUGAUAGCGAAGUUCGCCCACGACCUCAGCCCUAUGGAGAAGAACAACAAGUCUGGAACCCUGAAUCUUAUGCCAUUCUCCAAGAACAACGAUCAGUUCAUUAAGAUCAAGGAUGAGAUUACUUUGGAUAAGGAUUUCAGGUUUUGCCAAAUGGGUCUCUGGGGCAACAUGGCGGACCGCGUAACGGGAGCCCUAUGCAAAAACGUCAUUGGCAAUUUGCUGAAACUUCCGAAGCUGCCUGUCCCCCUACCAGUGACCCCGAAGGUGCCGAUAUUGCCCAAUGUCAUCGGAGGUCUUGUUUCGAAUAACCAAGACUCUCCCAAAGAAGUUUUUCAGGUCACGAGAAGACCCACUAAUGCACCUAAACGACCAGGACUAGGAGGUCUUCUAAACGGCUUAUAAAUAAUACUAUCAAAUUUUAUUACCAAAUAAAAUGAUUAAGAUUUUAA
Molecule: messenger RNA, 2111 nt
Organism: Pectinophora gossypiella (pink bollworm)
Lineage: Eukaryota; Metazoa; Arthropoda; Insecta; Lepidoptera; Gelechiidae
Gene: CCE-un1
Product: carboxylesterase 4A
Exons: 11
Coding region: 40-2064 (674 amino acids)
Source: RefSeq, a predicted model, not a curated record